CAUUGUAUCAGUGCGCCGCGAGCUCUACGUCGCGCAGGUUGCGAUUUUUGGUCGAGGAGCUAAUUCGAUAUAGCCACUGCUAUAUUUAUCCGAUACGGGGUGAGAGUGCUUGUGAGUGUGUUUGUGUCUGUGGGAAUAUUUCAAGACUUUCUUCGUCAGCUGGGCAUCAUUUGUAUGUAAAUGCAAAGAAAUUAAAAAACCGAGGAAGGCAACAAGUGGCUGUAGAAAGUGCAAACUGGUUUUUUUGGCUGCUGCUGCUGGCAAACGUGGCAAUAAAGAGAAACAACAAUAAAACCAAAACAAAAGAUAUUUUGUAAACUGAUUAUCACUGUGUGUUAUCGCAGGGAUUAUCCAAUGUGUGAACUAUUCGAGAAGUGAAAGUGACGAGGAAGAAAUGCCCGCUAAGUGCUGAUCGAGGAAACUCCAGACAUGUCCGCCACCUACACUAACACCAUAACGCAGCGCCGCAAGACGACGACGCAGCGCUCCAAGCUUAGGCAGCAACAACAACAACAGCAGCAAUGGUCGGGCAGCGAUGCCAGCGGCGAGCCAAACGAAAGACUUCACUUUCGCAGCCGUUCAACAAGCUCAACUGCAGCGUUCAAUUCACCUUCACCACUGUGCUGUAACGGUGGCAUGUCGCUGCUCAAUUGCUGCCUCGACGUCAAUUGCCAUUUGAAUGCGCCGCUGCGCGGCAGCGUUAGCCGGCACACAACACCAGCCGCGACGCCAACGCCGACGCAGACACCGACGCCAAAACAAGCCUCCCCAUCGCCUACCUCCGACCGGUCGAAUUCGUGUUCACCUUCACGCUCGUGCUCGCUCUCCCGCUCGCGCUCACCUGCACGCGAUCAAAGGCAAAAACAAAAGCUAAAGCUUAAGAACAGCGCAGCUGCAGCAGCGAGGGCAGCGGUGGCAGAGGACGCCAAAACGCCAGAGCUUACACCGCCGUUUACCGUUAGCCUGAGAAUCGAUCUCUUUAGCUGGGCGCUCUUUCUGCUGGCGUUCGGCACGCGAUUCUACAAGUUGGCAACACCACGUAAUAUUGUAUUCGAUGAACUGCAUUAUGGCAAAUAUAUCGCCCACUAUAUGAGAAAUAUAUUUUUCUUCGACCAACAUCCUCCGCUGGGAAAACAGCUGAUAGCCGGACUGGUUAGUCUGGCCGGUUACGAUGGCAACUACACGUUUUCCCAAAUCGGAGAUCCCUACAGCCCGGAAGUUCCCAUCUUUUGGUUCCGAUUUCUACCGGCUCUCUGCGGAAGUCUACUGGCUCCCGUUGUCUACAAGCUGCUGUUGGAGGCGAAGCUGAGUCGGUGGGCAUCCGCCCUCGGUGGUCUGCUGGUCAUCUUGGACAACUCCCUGCUAACCCAGUCCCGUUUCGUACUAAUGGAAUCGAUGCUCUUGCUGGGCGCUACCCUGGGGAUAGCUUUUCUGUUGCGGUUCCAGCGAUCGCGAUUGGGCAGCUUCCAGUGGGUGGCCACCGGAGUGGCGGCGGCGGUUUUCCUGGCAGCUGCCGGGGUGGUCAAGUAUAUUGGCUUCCUGUCUCUGGCACUGGCUUUGUACAUGCUCUGCCGGCACUUGUGGCAGCUGCUCUACGAUGCAAGUCUGACCAACCGACAACUUUGGAUCCACGCCGUGAGUCGCAUCCUGAUUUUUGUGGGUAUUCCCCUCAUCUUGUACCUGGGCGUCUUCUACAUCCACUUCCGGACGCUUCACAAGGCCGGGCCACAUGACAGCAUCAUGACCAGCGCCUUCCAGGCCUCCUUGGACGGUGGGCUGGCUUCAAUAACAAAGGGACAGCCCUUGAAGGUGGCCCAUGGAUCACAGAUCACGUUGCGACACACCCACGGACGCACCUGCUGGCUGCACUCCCAUGCAGCCGUCUAUCCGGUGCGGUACAAGGACAAGCGCGGCUCCUCCCACCAGCAGCAGGUGACCUGCUACUCCUUCAAGGACGUCAACAACUGGUGGAUUGUGAAGCGACCCACCAAGGAGGAGCUGGUGGUGGGCGACUAUCCGGACGUCAUUCGGCACGGAGACAUCAUCCAGCUGGUACAUGGAAUCACCAGCAGAGCCCUGAACUCCCAUGACGUAGCCGCUCCUCUGACGCCGCAGUGUCAGGAGGUGAGCUGCUACAUAGACUACGACAUCAAGAUGGCCGGAGAGCUGUUGUGGCGGGUGGAGAUCCUGAAUCGGGCCUCGGAGGGCAACAGCUGGCAUGCCAUCAAGUCGGAGAUCCAGCUCAUCCACGAGUCCACGGGAGCGGCUCUGAAGUUCAGUGGCCGCCAGCUACCGGAAUGGGGCUUCAAUCAGCAUGAAGUGGUGGCGGAUCGGAGUACAGAGCAUCAGGAUACUGUAUGGAAUGUGGAGGAGCAUCGUUAUACCCAGACUCAAGAUCACCGGGAGCGGGAAAGGCAGCUGCUGAACGCCGAGAUGAUCCCCACCAAGCGAACCCGUCUUACCUUCCUGCAAAAGCUGUUCGAGCUUCAGGCCAAGAUGUUCUGGCAGGCCGGCGAACUGCAGGCCCACAUGUACAGCUCCCAGCCGCACGAGUGGCCGCUGAUGGACAAGGGCAUCGCCUACUGGCUGGACGAGAACUCCAGUGCCCAGAUCUUUCUGCUGGGCAACCUGGUGAUCUGGUACUCGGCCACCUGGGGCAUCCUCAUCUAUGCCGUCCUACUUGCCUUCUAUCUGAUCCGACGACGACGCCUCUGCUUCGACAUACCGGAGCCGGAGUGGCGGAAGUUCCUGAAUGUCGGCAACACCUUCUUUGUCGGCUACUUGAUCCACUAUCUGCCCUUCUUCUUCAUGGACCGGACGCUCUAUCUUCACCACUACAUGCCGGCCUUUGUGUUCAAGCUCCUCCUGCUGUGCUAUGUGGUGGACCACUUGGACUAUGUGCUGCGUCGCUUCUGCACUGGACGAGCUGUGCACGCAGUGCGGAUCUAUCGCCUCUGUCUGAUCCUGUGGCUUGUGGGGGUGUUCAUGGUAUUCGUCAAGUUCCUGCCCUUCAGCUAUGGAUCGACGAAGAUGACCAACGGCGAGGUGCGACGCCUGCGCUGGAAGGACACCUGGGACUUUGUGCUGACCAAGAACCAGGCCCUACAGCACUAAGACCACUCAUAUGCCAUCUCCGCGGCCAGCUAAGUGCAAUGUACCGUGUACACAAGACUAGGAGACCUAAACUAAAGUUGAACUAGUGCUAAGCCAUAAAAUAAUUGAAAUGUAAACGACAUACUCACUUGCGAGAUUGAUUAAAAGGAGAUUUAUUUAUUUAUUGAAA
This is a messenger RNA of Drosophila bipectinata, 3283 nucleotides long. It is a transcript of the gene rt, whose product is annotated as Protein O-mannosyltransferase rt. Gene Ontology annotation, cellular component: membrane; endoplasmic reticulum. Gene Ontology annotation, biological process: protein O-linked glycosylation via mannose. The record is from RefSeq and is a predicted model, not a curated record. Gene Ontology annotation, molecular function: dolichyl-phosphate-mannose-protein mannosyltransferase activity. NCBI's taxonomy places the organism in Eukaryota, Metazoa, Arthropoda, Insecta, Diptera, Drosophilidae.